Messenger RNA from Gavia stellata (red-throated loon), 2050 nucleotides. It is a transcript of the gene TYW3, whose product is annotated as tRNA-yW synthesizing protein 3 homolog. Gene Ontology annotation, cellular component: cytoplasm. Bases 1 to 783 code for a protein of 260 amino acids. The transcript has 6 exons. Gene Ontology annotation, molecular function: tRNA methyltransferase activity. Gene Ontology annotation, biological process: tRNA methylation. Lineage: Eukaryota; Metazoa; Chordata; Aves; Gaviiformes; Gaviidae. The record is from RefSeq and is a predicted model, not a curated record.
AUGGCGGCCUUCCGGCAGCGGAAGGCGCAGCGCCUGGCGCGGGCGGACGGCAGCAGGAAGGGCGCCCUGGACGAGGGCGCCGCCGCCGUCGUGCGCCUCCUCAACGGGCGAGCCCAGUUCUGCACCACCAGCUCCUGCGCGGGCCGCCUGCUCCUGGCGCAGGGCAGCGCCGCGGAUACAAACGGCUGUGAGAUCCCGAAGCAAAACUGCACGUGGCUGAUGGUAACGCACGAAACGUGUAUCAAGGAUGAGGUGAUGACAGCACUAGAGAAAGCCACUGGCGACGUUGUGCUCAAGUUUGAACCAUUUGUUCUUCAUGUGCUGUGUCAAGAGCUGCAAGAUGCACAGCUUCUGCAUUCAGUGGCUAUCGAUUCUGGGUUCAGGAACUCUGGUAUUACGGUUGGCAGAGGAGGAAAAAUUAUGAUGGCUGUCCGGAGCACUCAUUGCUUAGAAGUUCCAUUGAGCCACAAGGGGAAAUUGAUGGUCUCUGAAGAAUAUAUUGAAUUUUUGAUACAUGUAGCUAAUCGGAAGAUGGAAGAAAACACAAAGAGGAUUGACAGGUUCUACAAACGCUUAGAGUUAGCUUUGAAACCUGUCGUCAGUGCAAACAACUCGCCUUCUGAGGAGACAGAGAAGAAUCGCUCUGUGUACAUUCACAGGAGAAAGAGAAAGACCAUUCAAGAACAAGGUGUACACGCCUCUCCAAAGGAUCACAAUGAAGAAUUGGAGCCUGCGGAAGAUACAGAAAGUGAUCUCGAUAUUUUUGCUGAAAUGAUGAUAUAGACUAAGGCAUUUGAAAGCAAAUGGCAAACUGAAUAAUAAUUGUAAUGCUCUUUGUAAGAGAGAGAAAUACUGCUCUGUUCUAAGUAGUAACACUCUCAUGGACAUUUACCAGAAAAAAAAGUAAUUAAACAGAAUUGUGGAGAGGUUUAAUGCCACAAAAGCACGGAGAACAAAACCUGAGAAUGUUUUGGGGUUUGUUUGUUGUUUUUUUUUUUUAACACCAUUGUUGAAUUAACAAUCUUUUACUGUGUCAGUUAUCACAGAAAUAACUGGUUUGCUACAGCCUUUGGCCACGUUCUCUAUGGAAGCAUUUCACUUCUAAAUGCUGGGUUUAGGCCUUCUGAUUUUUGCGGAGCAGAGAAACUCUAAAAACUGGGUUGUUAUCCUUGAAGGUUUUUAAUGCCUGUAGGACCUCUGCAAAACACUGUGCACCAAUGUAGACGGCCCUUUCAGAACAACACAAAGCCACGGAUUAGCUGGAGAAUGUGGCUAAUCCUAACCUGGUGUGGAGGUUAGGAUAGAAAAGUAGAAGUUACUGCUCUAUGCCAGCUUCAGCUGAGUGCAUCCGGGAUCCUUCCUGACUUGCACUGGACAGCAGAGUUGAUGCUUUUUUUUCCUGCACUUUACUGUGUUUCAGGCUCCAGCCCCACUGUGUUCAUGUGUUCUGCUUCCCUUGGCCAGCGGCCGUUAAGCGUUAUUUUUCUUUGCAUCUUUUAGCCAACUCUAUAUGCUGAUAGUUGGUUAGCUCACUUACAUGUGGCCAGCACCCAGCUUCAGUUCCAGCUGUUGGGUGGCAAGUCAACCACAGGGUACAGGAAGGGGCUUUCUUACCUGGCUGUGAACCACUGACAUACAAUAAAUGUUAAAUAUAGAACAGUGCAAUAAUUUGUGCAUUCCUGUAUUGUACCACUCGAAAAGCCACUCCGUACUUGUAUUUUUCAGAAAAAUGGUGAGUUUGUAAAUCUUGGCAGCAAUGAAUUCCGAGCCCUUCCUUUUAUGCCUGAGUGAUCACUAACACUGCAAAACAAGACCCCAACUGAAGGAAAUGGUUUAUUUGCUACAGUAACUCUGAGUUCAUAUAGGUCAUUGUUUCCAUUACAUAAGCCUAUGUCCUGGGGACACUGAAAUGCCACUGGAAAAAUUUGACAUACUAGGUGGCAGUUUGGGGAAAUGUAAUUGGGGGCUUCAAAUAGAUUCUGGAAGACCUGUUAGGCUGUGUUUUCAGUAGCAGGCAUGCCAAAACAAAUAAACUUGAGCCUUUUGUGUU